AUGCAGCUGCUAAGAAGUGUUGUCUUAUGGAUCUGGCUAGUGGCAGCUGGACCUCAAUGUCUUAUUUCGUUAACCGCGGGCUAUCAGGUCCAAGUCCGUAUACCCGUGUGGGAUGUUGGAGGCAUUAUCUCACAUGUCACGGGUCUUACCAAGGGGCAAGCCAACAAUCAGAAGAAGAAAGAUCGACCCACCCAUGAAGAGUAUUGGGCUCCCUCAUAUGGAUACUAUGAUCCUUCACCUCCAAUUUAUCCGCCGCCACCUUACUACCCAUAUCCUCCGUAUGUGCCACCUACCAGUCCGCCGUGGCCAACACCUGGACCACCAACUAAACUACCAACGAAACCACCAACAAAGCCACCAACAAAGCCUCCAACUAAGCCACCAACGAAGCCACCAACUAAGCCACCAACGAAGCCACCAACUAAGCCACCAACUAAGCCACCAACUAAGCCACCAACUAAGCCACCAACUAAGCCACCAACGACAACAGAACCUCCAACCGAUUCUACAACUGAUGUGACAACGGAGAUAACAACAGACUCAACAACGGACGCAACCACUGAUGCAACAACUGUUGUAACAACUGACGCAACAACUGUUGUAACAACGGACGCAACAACUGUUGUUACCACGGACGCAACAACUGUUGUUACCACGGACGCAACAACUGUUGUUACCACGGACGCAACAACUGUUGUUACCACGGACGCAACAACGGAUGCAACAACGGAUGCAACAACGGCAACAAAUCCUCCUGUCCGAAACCUCUGUUCAAUAUAUCCCUACCUUCCAGAGUGUCAGAAAAUUAAAUCAGUGCACCUGAAAAACAAUAAGUUAAGCAAUGUUUUUCAGCCCGAACAGAAGCUCUCGAUCGAAACUAUGCCACACUCGGUGACCUCGCUUUGUUUCUACUAUCCCCGCUUGUGCAUGAAGCCCGAAGAAGCCCAGUUCGUAAGAUUGUCGGACGAGAAUGGAAGACCGUUGCUCUUAAUAUCCCCAGUUGAUGGGAAACCAUCGCAAUCUUUGGCGCAGCAUAAGUUCCGGCCAAACGGAAAAAGAGUUUCUUAG
Molecule: messenger RNA, 1068 nt
Organism: Drosophila gunungcola (fruit fly)
Lineage: Eukaryota; Metazoa; Arthropoda; Insecta; Diptera; Drosophilidae
Exons: 2
Coding region: 1-1068 (355 amino acids)
Source: RefSeq, a predicted model, not a curated record